UUUCAUUUCCUCUUGCUUCACUCUCGGUUGACAGUGUUGGGUUUGAUAAAAACGUCAGAGUGCUAAUUAAAUUCCCUCUUAAUUACUGACAGAAAUCUUUAGUGUGUGUUUGUACAAUGCUGGAGGACUCAAACACACGCCACCCCACAAUCAGCGGAUGACCAAACCGUUCAGAUCUACUGAAGCGCUCAUAAAUAUGGUGUUGUCUUGUGUUCAGAGCUGGACUGCGGCCCCGGGCCCCUGCUGCGAUCUCCAUCACUUUUAACAGUCUUCUGAGGAUGUGUCAGCUUCGUAUAUCAUUCACUGCUCUUCAUGCCUGUUUCAGGUAGGAAGUGCGUCAGGACGUCACUGAGGAGUGAUGCCUGUUGAAAGUGGAAACAGCGCAGCCGCCCGUCAAGUUAAACAGAAGCGAAAGUCGCACAGUCUCUCCAUUCGGAGGACCAACAGCACGGAGCAGGACAGACCAGGCAUGCAGAGGGACAUGCUGGAGGGACAGGACUCCAAGUUGCCGAUGGCCUUAAGAAGCAACUUAAUGGACCUGUUCGGACAGAUUGAACGCGAGUUUGAAAAUCUCUACGUUGAAAACUUGGAGUUGCGAAGAGAAAUUGAAUCGCUAAACGAACGUUUGCAUGGAGAAGGACAGACAGUCGAUGGUGGUGAUCUGAGCAAAGGAGCCUUGAAAACAAAAGCAAGUCACAGCACUAGUCAACUGUCCCAAAAACUGAAGACAACAUACAAGGCCUCCACAAGCAAGAUUGUGUCCAGUUUCAAAGCCACCACAUCGCGUGCAGUGUGUCAGCUGGUGAAGGAGUACGCGGGACAUAGGGACGGGAUAUGGGACCUUGCCGUGACCCGGGCUCAACCACUGGUUCUGGGCACGGCCUCAGCCGAUCACUGUUCCAUGCUGUGGAGUAUUGAGACGGGGAAGUGCCUGUUAAAAUAUGCUGGUCACGCUGGAUCAGUCAACUCCAUUAAGUUCCACCCUACGGAGCAGAUGGCACUUACUGCGUCCGGGGACCAGACGGCACACAUCUGGCGUUAUAUGGUACAGCUGCCGCUUCCCCAGCCCCCGGCAGACAUCAGCGCCUCGCUGGAUGAUGACGUAGACUUCUCUGAUAAAGACGAGGCCGAAGGAGAGGCAGAUGGGCCCAAUGAAUGCCCCACCAUCCGUGUCGCCACAACGACCUUGAAGAGCCAUCAGGGGGUGGUGAUCGCAGCUGAUUGGCUGGUGGGUGGAAAGCAGGUGGUCACUGCUUCCUGGGAUAGAGCCGCCAACCUCUAUGAUGUAGAGACCUCUGAGUUAGUGCACACACUCACAGGUCAUGACCAGGAGUUGACCCACUGCUGUACUCAUCCUACCCAGCGUCUGGUAGUGACCGCAUCCAGGGACACCACCUUCCGCCUGUGGGAUUUCAGAGAUCCCUCCAUCCACUCAGUCAACGUCUUCCAGGGUCACACUGACACGGUGACGUCAGCCGUCUUCACUGUGGGAGACAAUGUGGUGUCUGGAAGUGAUGAUCGCACCGUCAAGGUGUGGGACUUGAAGAACAUGAGAUCUCCGAUCGCUACCAUCCGCACAGACUCAGCCGUUAAUAGGAUAAGUGUCUCUGCAAACCAAAGAAUCAUUGCUCUACCACACGACAACAGACAGGUCAGACUGUUCGACAUGAAUGGGGUCCGUUUGGCCCGUCUCCCGCGGAGCAACAGACAGGGGCAUCGCCGCAUGGUGUGCUGCUCUGCGUGGAAUGAGGAGAACCAGGCCUGCAAUCUUUUCACCUGUGGCUUUGACCGGCAGGCCAUCGGCUGGAACAUCAACAUACCUGCCCUGCUGCAAGAGAAGUGAUGUGUUCACGCCCGCUACCCGCAUUUGCGGUUUCACAUGCGUAUAUAAGCUUACCACGGGCCAUCCACACAAACGCCACUGACUCCUCAAGCACAUUCAUCAGUGCAACACCUGCAGUAGAUUUAAAGUACAUUCACGUUGGCGUCUACAGUCACUGUCCCACAUUCAGAUCUCAUCCUUUCAUGCCUUGAACAAUGUAUGUGAUGUCCGAGGAAGGCAACAGACUUGUACCAGAUGUUUAAUUUCAUUGAAGUUGUGUAUAUCUAGUUCUGCACUGUCUGUUCUGAGGUCAUAUAGUGUGGUGAACUGACUCUUAGUCUUGUUACCUUGUUUUUACAUGUUUGCAUGAUUCAAGCUGGGACAAGACAGGAACGUUGCUGAAAUGUUCCUUCAUGGCCUGUUGUGGUUACACUUAAAUAACUUUUCACUUUAGUGGUAUUUUUGUCGUGCAAUGUUCAGUUUGUUGUAUGUACAGAUAACCUUUUAUUUUAUGAUGGCAUUUUAGAUAUUAUUUUUGGUUUUUGUAUAGAUAUCUGCCUUGCUUUUUAUAGAAACACGCCUUUGCUUGUAACAUGCAAAAGAGACGGAGCGCUCUGCCUUUGUGAAAGGAAAUCUGCAAAUAUAUUUACGGAUCUGCACCUUCUUGAUGUUCUGAUUGGAACUGCAGUUAAAGCGGCCAAUCAGCUACUGGCAGUAUUGCCGGCAGUCCAUUUGCAUGACAAACCCAGCUCUCUGUCAAAUAUGUGAUGCAAAAUGCUGUAUAAUUGCUGUGUAAUCUUGUUCACCCAAAUGAAAACAAAAAAAGAGGGCUUUGCAAGUAAUGUGAAGUAGUUUUGGAGCCCAGGUUUGAUGUUCAGUUUCAUUUUAAGGGCUUUCAAGUCAUGUAAUAGUAAAUAUCCUAGUCAAAUGUUAUUCAGAUUAAUACAUUGAGUUCACAUCCUGGUCACUGCUGUACUUUUUAUGUAAAAGUGAUUUUUUUUUUUUUAUAGCAGUGAGUGUGUUCAAUAUUGUAAUAUUCGUCUGUACUUUUGGACCAAACAAUGUUGAUUUGCUUCGUGUGACCUACUGAUUCUUUACAUGUUUGCAGACAUACUUGUUUUGGACAUGUGAUGUGUGAACCACUGUGCUUCGCUGUAUCUACAGAAAACAUCGAUGAAGAUGCUGUCAUUCACUUAAAUGAUUCGAGACAUUCAGAAUCUUUAAAUGGAAGCUUUGCCAUCGGUGUGUUACAAGCAGUUACUGCAUUACUGGACUAUUACUACAACUACAGUACAUUGGACAUUAUAAGAAAUGCUGGUGGAAAAGUGUCGAUUGUUCCUUUUCAUUUAGACGAAACAAUUCUUAGAUGUUUAUUAUGAUAAAGAUGUUUAUUUGUGUGAUUUUUGACCAUGGUAAUUGGACUGUGUGUUUGACCCUAGAGUUGCAAUGUACGCAAAACUGCAUAGAAAUCGUUCAUCUUCUAUCCAGCUAUCAAAAAAAACAAGCAAACAUCAUGUACGCCAAUUGACUCAUCAGAAUGUCCUUUAAAAUGUUGGAGAUCUGACACUUUGUUAGUCGUUAUUACUUUGAUAUAACAUUCUGAAUUGAGCCAUAAUUAUUAUUAUUAUUAUUUUUUUUUUUAGAGCAACCUAAUUUACCAUAUUGGACAAAUGAUAUAUUGCAUCAUCAAAACAAUGUAGAGAUGUCGAUUCUAAUUCACUCACUGCUGGGCUUCAGAAUAAAGUAAAAAUUCUUUAAACAUUCUAGUUCUUGCUGUUUUUUAUUAAACAUACAAUUUAACAUGAUUAGUGUCUAUAAAAAUGUUAACAAUUUUACACCGUAACAAUACAGAUACAGACUGUCGAAUUGUGCACAGCUAUUCAUUAAAUACACUGUUGCUAUGUGAAAAGAGUUUUAAAAGUUUUUUACCAAUAUGAUUUUUUGUCCAUCAUAUUUCACUUAAAAAAAAAAAAAAAAUUAAAAAAAAAGGUGGCAAAGUUGUUUUUCUGUUUUUAUUCACAUAAACAUUCACUUUUAAGGUUAAACUGAAGUGCAAUUUACAGACCUUAGCAGCAUGUGCUUGUGAAUUUAAAUGUACACUUUACUGUGAUCUUUUAGCUAUUCUUUUAAUCUUGAGUCAUUUUUACACAUUUUUACAAAAUGUACAGUUAUUACAAUAUUGCCAUUCAAUCAUGCCUUAAAAUGGAAUUACUUGAUGGUACUUCAUUUUGUCAGGUGUUUCUGUUUAACACAAAAGUAAAACAAGUGUUGCAACAAGAUGUAUAUAUAACAUAAACCACUCCAAAACACCUUUUCAUAUGAUUAAAAUAACAAAUACACAAACAUUAACGGGACACAUGUGCACUAACAUCCUCCAUUAUGGACUGAAAUGUCAAAUUGGAUGUUACAAGUUAUCGUCAUAGCGUGAUAAAUUCAACAAACCAUAUCAUUAUAAAAUAACUUGAUUUCCAUUUACAGUCUCGGAUGACAAGCUAGACAGGAAAUGCUGGGUCAGAUGUUUGGUUCAAAUGCUCAGUUUCACCCUCAUCUUUCUUUUGGUAAAGUUUAACACACUUUAAGCUGGGGUGGACAGAUUCAUUAUUUGUAGUAUAUACACACUACCAGUCAAAAGUUUUGAAACACUUGACUGAAAUGUUUCUCAUGAUCUUAAAAAUCUUUUGAUCUGAAGGCGUAUGCUUAAAUGUUUGAAAUUAGUUUUGUAGACAAAAAUAUAAUUGUGCCACCAUAUUAAUUUAUUUCAUUAUAAAACUAAAAUUUAAUUAAAAAUAAUAAAAAAAAAGUUUUUGAAAUUGAUGACUUGGACCAAAUAAUAAAGAAAAGCAGCCAAUAAGUGCCCAACAUAGAUGGGAACUCCUUCAAUACUGUUUAAAAAGCAUCCCAGGGUAAUACCUCAAGAAGUUGGUUGAGAAAAUGUCAAGAGUACAUGUCUGCAAAUUCUAGGCAAAGGGUGACUACUUUGAAGAUGCUAAACUAUAACACAGUUUUGAUUUAUUUUGGAUUUUGUUUAGUCACAACGUAAUUCCCAUAGUUCCAUUUAUGUUAUUCCAUAGUUUUGAUGACUUUACUAUUAUUCUAAAAUGUGAAGAAAAAAUUAUAAUAAAGAAUGAGUAAGUGUUUCAAAACUUUUGACCGGUAGUGUAUGUAUGUAUAUAUAUAUAUAUAUAUAUCACCACAUCUGAUGAGAGACACACAAAGAAGGGGCAUAUAUAUAGAGAGAGAGAGAGAGAGAUUUAUAUAUAUAUGUAUAUUUGUCACCACUAGGUGUCCCUGUAACAUUUCAGCUGUUUAAAGGGGGCUUAAUGACAUCUUGGCAAGCACUGACAAAGCGGCUUUGAAAAAAACAGGCUAAAAGGCUAUGAGAAAAUAUAUUAGGAGCUGUCAUUUACUCAAACACAACAGUGUGAUUGAACAUUUUAACAAAUUAAGCAAAGGAAUCAUGAAUUAAAAUAAAUGUUAGCAGUAAAUUUAAAUAUACUAAUCAUGGAAUAUGGUGAUGUUAAUUGUACAACAGUAAACAUUUUUAAAGACAUAUAUUUAUAAUUUGACAAAAUAAUAUGAGGUUUUACAGCACGCAUAGAAAAAUACAUAAAAAAGUAAUUCUACAUAAAAGACAUGAAUGACACAUACGUAAAUAAUAAAAUAAACAGUUGCAGUAGAAUCAUUGGUUAAACCUCAGGUAAAGUGGCAUGCGUUUCAUAGGUUGGGUCGGGCAUUACAGAGCAAUUUGUAAUUUGCUCGGUUUGUAAAUGAAUCCAUUAACUACAAAUUACUCCAUAAUCACAGAUCUCUACUUGCGCUCUUAAAGCGCAAAUUAAACUCCAUUUUCCUUUCGCCUUUUCUGUCUGCAUCAAACCAGGAACAUUCCCUUUCCUUUUCAAGCAGGUCUUUGCCCUAAACGCCCCAUGUAAAGAUGCAGUUCUUACACACAAAGGAAAACCAACGGAGAAAUGGCACCGCCACCUGUGAACGUGAGCGUGUUUUGAGGUAUUAAAGCAGCAUGCUGUAUUGGUGCAAAACACAGCAAGUGCUCUGAAGAGACCCAGGGUUCGUCGUAAUGGCACCAUUUACAUCAGCUUGUCACCAUUACCUUGCACUGCACACCCAAAAUGGGGCUGAAUUAACCUGUCUUUGCAAUGUCAAACCCUACUCAGGUUUUUUUUUUUUUUUUCUUUUUUCUCAUUUUGUUGCUGUUCAAAUGAAGCAGAGAGAGGAAAGCAAGGGACGCAUCACUCUGACAGGGUCUCUAAUUGGACAGUGUGUUGGAGCUCUUCAGGGGCAGGCCAGCCGGAAACGGGCAGAUAAUGACAAGACGGCAACUGCCUUUCACUUUGGCGAAGGUUAAAACACAUACACAAGUUUGAAUGACAGCUACAGAAGAGCCGAUUGACACUCAAUGUAGAGAGAGAGAGAGAGAGAGAGAGAGAGAGAGGUGACUAUUUCUCUUGUAUCUUUUCCCUCAAUCUGUGAAAACUCUCGCGAGAUAACAUGCGACAUUCAUGCGCUUUGUUGAUUUGAAGUUUUGUAGCAAACCUCGCCCUGACACAUCUCUAACCCUACCCUAAC
Molecule: messenger RNA, 6406 nt
Organism: Myxocyprinus asiaticus (Chinese sucker)
Lineage: Eukaryota; Metazoa; Chordata; Actinopteri; Cypriniformes; Catostomidae
Product: WD repeat-containing protein 37-like
Exons: 15
Coding region: 359-1843 (494 amino acids)
Cellular component (GO): preribosome, large subunit precursor
Molecular function (GO): protein binding
Source: RefSeq, a predicted model, not a curated record